AUCAAGAAAAACUAUUUUGCGCAUUGAGUCACAAUAUUUUUAGCAUUUUCAUGACAAUAUAACGAUUAAUGUGCUAUUAUUUUAAUCUGGUUUCUUCAUAAAAUGAAGGAAUUAAAAGAAAACGAAACAGGCAGUCAACCAGAUGAGUUCAGUGUUGAAGUCGUACGUAAAUGCGUCAGUAAUUUUAACAUUGACAAUUCAUGGGAUCAAAAUAUCUGUACACUAGAUUCCAAAAAUGCUGAAAUUAAUAAAACCCCACCAUAUGAAGCAAUGAUAAUCGAUGAAAGCGUAACGGAGAACAGCAACAGAAGAGAAGUUUCGGUACAGACCGAACCUAAUGAAAAUAAUAAGGAUAGCAUAGACGAUGUGUUUUACUCGUUAAACGCUGAAAACCAACUAGAUGGUUGCUUAAAUGACAAUUCUGAACAUUCGUUAGGUGGAAAACGCAUACGACGUGAUUCAUACGAAGACAGAAGCCAAAUCAGACCAUGCAAGAAGGGAAAAUGUACUUCGAGUGUGAAUGACAUAUCAAUAGUGAUAUCUAGGGCAUCUUCAGAAUCAGAAACAUCUUUCAAAUCUAUCAAAAGCAAUUACUCGUACAAAGUGAGGAAGAAACGACGAAAGUCUGAUUCUAAUCUUUUCAGAGACGUCCUUCAAAGGUCAAAGAAAACUCCGAACUUAACCAAAAACGGUAAUGAAUAUACUCCUGGCCCUGUUGCAGGCACUCCUAGGACGAGUCGACGAAGCAAUCGGACGAAAGUUGGGCGACUAAUGGAAAUUUGUACAUGGAUUGGAAAGAAGGGGUAUCAAUCCCUUACUGGUUUGUACAGCGAUAUUCUGCAAGAUCCAAUAAAUCACUAUGAAGCAGAAGAAAACCUUAAGAAAAAAGAAGAAAAUACUAAAAACGAAUUAGAGGAAGUCAAAACAGAAAUGAAAAAGUUUUUCGAAGAAGUAAACCUGAAGCAUUCGCAUUUGGCGAACGAAAAUGAAUAUUUACAAAAAGAAAUAAAAAGGAUGGCAUCAAAAAUAGAAGAACUGGAAAUCAAAAUAAGCCAGCAACAGACUCAGCCCAAGCCUCAGUGCGCCCCGCCUCCACCACCGCCCCCGCCUCCGCCCCCACCACCCCCGCCGCAGCCCGCGAAGCUGACGCGCGCACACACGCUGCCCCGUAGCAGCUCAAGUCAGCAACGCGCUAGUGCCCGACUGACCAUCACGCCUGAGGAUAUCGCCAACGUCAAAUUGAGGAAGACAAAGGAUAAUCCUGUUCGACCGAAACCGACGCAGAAGGAGAAACAACCCUUCAUCUCGCAGCAUUUACUAGAAGCGACGAGGGCCAAAUUAGGCCGGAACAGACCUGUCGCUGCGUCCACGCCGAAGCAGCAACUGUCGGAAUUAGAGAAGUGCCUCCUGCAAGAGACGUCAGUGACGACGCUAUACCGGCGCCGCGUGACGCGCGGUACCUGUCGCAGCGCGGACGAACUGCGAGCGCGACCGUACCCUGCUGCUAGGUCGUGUCGCUCGCCGUGCUCACCCAAAUCGCCGCGAUCUAACUCCAUGUCUCGAGUACCCAGCUCCCCACUCAAAUUCCCUUUAGUGCUACCUCCGUAACACAGUCCGAUAGAAGUUAAUAGUCGUUUUCGUUUGGUUUUUACUGCGCAUAUAUAGCGUAUUGCACAUGUGCAAUGGUAAAAAUUAGUGUCAGUGCCAUGUGUUAUAAUCUGACAGUAACUGAGAAUACGGCUACUAUUUCUCGAAGGUUUUUACGAGAACUAUCCAUAUGUGGUUGAAAUAAAGGUCCUACAAGUGAAAUAACUGAACGCA
Molecule: messenger RNA, 1821 nt
Organism: Aricia agestis (brown argus)
Lineage: Eukaryota; Metazoa; Arthropoda; Insecta; Lepidoptera; Lycaenidae
Exons: 6
Coding region: 103-1608 (501 amino acids)
Source: RefSeq, a predicted model, not a curated record